GUUUGGGCGCUGUGUCCGGCUGGUUAUUACAUGAACAGUCUCCGACUGGGCAAAGGACCUCCUCAGUUCCUGAGAGACAUUGAUGAAGCCAAAUGCUGCCACCCUGAAGGCCAUCCUGACGGCUAUGACAGUUGUUAUGAUGAAGAUGUGAGCCAUUCGUUCGACAAAAAGGGAUUGAGCUCCUGCAAGAGGGAGGGCUAUUACAUGGCUGGAUUCUACAAGAGCAGCUGCAACAACAUCUAUUGUAUUGAAAAAUUCCGAUGUUGCAAAAUGAGCAUGGAUAUACCUGCAGAGUGUAAAAAGGCCAACUGGUGGAGCAGCCUGGACAGGCAAGGCUGGUCUGUGUGCCCUCAAACCAACACCUUCCUCAAGGGAUUGUGGAGAAAUGACUUUAAAGCAGGAGAUGAAAGAGUUGGACGCAUUGAAGAGGGAACAUGCUGCACCUCAGACGAACCAUGUUAUGCCAACAAGCCUGCAAAUUGUAAAAAUGCCGACUGGACCAGACUGCUGGAUGGAUUUAACGUUUGGGCGCUGUGUCCGGCUGGUUAUUACAUGAACAGUCUCCGACUUGGCAAAGGACCUCCUCAGUUCCUGAGAGACAUUGAUGAAGCCAAAUGCUGCCACCCUGAAGGUCAUCCUGACGGCUAUGACAGUUGUUACGAUGAAGAUGUGAGCCAUUCGUUCGACAAAAAGGGAUUGAGCUCCUGCAAAAGGGAGGGCUAUUACAUGGCUGGGUUCUAUAAGAGCAGCUGCAACAACAUCUAUUGUAUUGAAAAAUUCCGAUGCUGCAAGAUGAAAAGAGCUUUGAAAUGAAAAGGAGACAAGUAAAACAAGUAACAGGAAAAACAGAUCUGCAAAUCGACCUGGGAAACAAUGGGAAUCACCUGAAAUUUUAACAGAGGGCUGCCAAGCUCCACGCAGGACUAAGGGAUUAGUAUAGCAAAGGUUAUAGGGGAACUAGGGGAAAUACUAGUCAAAAGAGGA
Messenger RNA from Stylophora pistillata, 984 nucleotides. RefSeq lists its product as uncharacterized. NCBI's taxonomy places the organism in Eukaryota, Metazoa, Cnidaria, Anthozoa, Scleractinia, Pocilloporidae. The record is from RefSeq and is a predicted model, not a curated record.